Messenger RNA from Aureobasidium vineae, 1293 nucleotides. NCBI's taxonomy places the organism in Eukaryota, Fungi, Ascomycota, Dothideomycetes, Dothideales, Saccotheciaceae. The record is from the annotation of a GenBank genome assembly.
GGAGAGGGAUCCAACAUGGCCGAACUCACAUCGACCAAACUCCACCCAGAACAGCAUCUGCUGCUGUCGUCGAUUGACACAGCCCACAGNGACCAACCGCUGCUACGAGUGCCCUUCGAACUGACGCGGAAGAACUUUGCCCAAGCAAGACGACACAUUGAGAAGACAUCGGCCGACACGCUUGCCGCCCUCAACGCCGCUGCUACCGCCGCUCCAUCAGCCACCUCGGACCAGACUCUCGCCUCGCUUGACGCCAUGAUAGCCAAAGCCCAGACUCUCAAACGCAAGUUGGAGGCCCUUCAUGCCGAGGAAGAGAUGCUGCAUCGUCAUCAGCGAGCCCGCAUCAACCAUCUACAGGAUCUGCACGAUAUACCCAACCUGGCCGAUGUCAAGUACGAUGACUGGAGCAAGAUCCGUCUAGAUCGCAUGCUGGUCGACUAUCUGUUACGUCAGGGCUAUAUCCAGAGUGCCAGUCAGCUGGCCAAGGAGAAGAAGAUCGAAGACCUGGUCGACGUCCAAGCCUUCAUCGAGUCUAGUCGCAUAGAACACAGCCUGCAGAACGGCCGUACCCAGGACUGCCUGGCCUGGUGCUCCGAGAACAAACAGACGUUGAAGAAGAUCAACAGCAACCUGGAGCUUGAGCUACGCUUGCAGCAGUUCAUCGAGCUGGUCCGGAGCGGAGAGCCACAGAAGUUGAUCGAAGCCACGCUGCAUGCGAGGAAGCAUUUGGGCACACACCAGAACGACUCGUACGGUCUACGUGCUGGAGGCCUGCUUGCAAACCCUCCAAAUACCAUGACAGAGCCUUACAAAGUAUUUUCUCCCCAUACCACCCCUAUACCAUCUCUGACCUUCUCCAGNACCAUGUACUCGGCCGCUCGCUGGCAACAACUGUCCGAACUCUUCGUCAAGACACACCACGAAAUCUUCUCUUUACCGCCACGGCCCCUCCUGCACAUUGCCCUCUCCGCUGGCCUUAGCGCUCUGAAGACGCCUGCCUGUCAUUCGCAUUACGCCUCUUCAUCGUCGAACGCUUCUUCGUCAACCACAUCCGUCUGCCCCAUCUGCUCCACCGAGCUGAACGAACUCGCCCGCACCGUUCCCUACGCACAUCACAGCAAGAGCUACGUCGAAGAUGAUCCAGUCAUGCUGCCCAACGGACGCAUCUACGGUAGAGGCAGACUCAUGGCUCUGAACGAAAAGAUAGGAACCGCCGAGGGCAAAGUCAGAGAUCCCACCGACCUGUCUCAGGAGUUUGACGAAUGCGACAUCAAGAAGGUCUAUAUCUCUUGA